AUGGAGUCUACUAUUGGAAAUGCCUGCUUUGAGAUCAUAGAAAAAGUCGCGCAAGUCAAGAGGACAGGUUUGGAAAUGCAGGAUCUUCCAAAGCAGCUAUAUGGCAAUGAUUGCGGCAUCUUUAUGUUGAUGUACACUGUACUGGAAGCGCAGUUUGACUUCACAGUUGAAGACAUGCCAACUCUGAGGAAAUGGUGGUGUUUGUUACUGAUGGAGACCUUUGACCUUGGGAGCUAUGGACAAUUAUUUGCCCAUUGGACGGAGGAAGCCAAGGCUAUGCUUCGAGGGGAAGUACAGCCAGUUCUGAGGGUGAAAAAGCGCAAGUUCUGUGCAACAGACAGACCUGUUGCCUGCUACACAAGAACAUCGAGACUGGAAAGUCCUAAAAGAUUGUCAAUUAGCAGCAAGCUGGGCAAAGGACAACCUGUUUUUAUUCACUGGAAAAAUACAGUUUCCUCCUGUGCUGGACUGGGAAGGAGAUGA
Molecule: messenger RNA, 483 nt
Organism: Knipowitschia caucasica
Lineage: Eukaryota; Metazoa; Chordata; Actinopteri; Gobiiformes; Gobiidae
Source: the annotation of a GenBank genome assembly